UUGCUGCAAUAGCGUAUCUCUGCACCAACCAGUUGCCCAAGUUCGAGAAGCUGACGCGCUUCUUCAACGACCUCGGGACCUGGGCGCCAGUUCUCGCCAAGGCUGGGACCAACGAGAGCUUCGAGCAGGGGAUCGAGGUGAAUGGCCACGCAGAAAUCGAGUCGCCCUCGUCAGGGUCAGGGAGUGAGUGCAGCGUCGGCGUGAGCAAGCGCCCGUGCUUGACCUACGAGAUCAAGGUUCAGGGCAAUGACAAGUGGUUGACAGUUUCAGCGCCCAACGUGCUGGAGGGACCGCCCAACCAGAAGGGAGUGAAGGUGACCCUGGUGAAGACGUACAUCCUCAGCACGCUCGCCUUACCAGCUGGUCGUGCCAACCUCAACGACAUCCGCUUGUGCCGUAACCACGGGGGGUUCGCCAGUGGGAAUGCGCUCAAGGGCAACGAGUACACCUACUGGAACCUCUGGUAUUUGGUGGUGCUCAACCCUCGCUCGCGGGCCAUCUACGAAGGCGACGCGAAGUCCCUCGACCCUGACGUCGUGGAU
Messenger RNA from Prorocentrum cordatum, 542 nucleotides. The record is from the annotation of a GenBank genome assembly. Lineage: Eukaryota; Dinophyceae; Prorocentrales; Prorocentraceae.